This is a messenger RNA of Polypterus senegalus (gray bichir), 7416 nucleotides long. RefSeq names its product zinc finger protein 208-like. The transcript is spliced from 8 exons. The record is from RefSeq and is a predicted model, not a curated record. Lineage: Eukaryota; Metazoa; Chordata; Cladistia; Polypteriformes; Polypteridae. Gene Ontology annotation, cellular component: nucleus. Gene Ontology annotation, biological process: central nervous system development; regulation of transcription by RNA polymerase II. Bases 1431 to 7163 code for a protein of 1910 amino acids. Gene Ontology annotation, molecular function: DNA-binding transcription factor activity, RNA polymerase II-specific; RNA polymerase II cis-regulatory region sequence-specific DNA binding.
CUAUCAGCCUGGGGGUGUUGGCUGGGAUAAACUGCCGGCCAUCUCUCACAAUGUCUAAUUAGAUGUGUAAUUUGUGUUAUGCGUCUACCUGGCCAAUAAAGUGAAUUCUCAUUCUGAUUAUUCCUCACAAGAUGUUAGAGGCAUUGAAACCGUCAGUAAUGGCUGCAUGCUGCAUAAUUCUAACUGGUUUGAAUGCCAUCAUCACUGAAUGACCUGAGAACACAUUAUGAAAAAAAAAAUAUUUGUCUACUGUAAAAAAAAGACAACAAAACAAAAAAACAAACCUUGCACAUAGAUUAAGACACUCUUCACAUGGUGCUUAGUUAUGAUAUAUUGGUCAAGAUAAUGCAGUCUGUACAACUGACGGAACUGUUUAAAAAAUGUGAACUUUGACAUACAAGCUGACCAGUGCUGUCCACACAAUCGUCAGAACAUACCUAGUAAAUGAGAUUUCCAGUGGAAUAAAUGAGGACACGAGCCUUUCUUUCAAAAUUUCAGCUAGGCUGUACUCUUACUCACAAAUAGUUUGCAAGUAUCAGUGUCCAUGUAGAGUGUGGUGUAACCACAUUUUUAAAUUAUUGAAUGUCCAAACACUGGCAAUUUGAUCCUCUUUGCCUGUGCUUUCCUUUCUUUCUUCUUUCCACGCGUUCACACAGUCGGCAGACCUCCAUACUUGUCUCUUGGUUCCUUCUGCACUGUGCUCUUCUUACACAUGCUGCAACCUCGAAAUAGCAUAAAACAACACUCCACAUACCUAUAUUAUCAAUCCCCAAUUUUUCCUGGUUAUGUGAAAAAAGUAACCCUUCACAUCCCAUUAGGGGAUAUUAGCUUCAGCGACACUCACGGGGAGCCUGGAAAAAGGACGAGACUGCCACUGUCGCAUGAACCGCCAGUGUAAUGUGUUCAAAGCGAGUGGUCCUUCUAAGAACAGAAAGCUUCCUAAGAGAGCAAUUAAAUUAGCAAGAAAUCACAAUUCAGCGCUUUCUUCCUUUUUCCUAACAACGUGUCAUUUAUUCCACUAUUAUUCUAAGCUUUUCAAGAAUAGGUUUUGUUUUGCGUAUAUUUCUUCUACACAUUUCCUUUUUGCUCCUGUCAGUUGCUCAGUUAAAAAAAGGAACACCGAACAGAAGAGCGGAGGAUGGUGACGUCAUCAAAAGCGACGUAAACAGGCGGCGUGACGGUUCCCGUCUCCCGAGGAGGGAAGUAGAGACGCUGAGCUCUGUUAGACUGUGACGCGUAUGAGAGAGUGAGAAAAGGCCAACAAGAAUGCUACCAUUUGUAGUAACAGUUAUACAAAAUGGAGGCGGUGGGUCCAGCUGUCCAGGAACCUUUACAUAUGGGACAUACGUGUGAAGAGAAAGUCCAAGAAGUUGUGUGCUAACGAUGAGACAAAUCUCACGCUGCGCAGGGGCCUUUCUUCUGUGAUUACCAUGGAGGAAAGAAGUGUAGAUAUUAAGGAAGAGGACUGUGAGUUGGGAUCUGUACACCUUCAGCAGGCGAGUCAUUGCAUUAAAGAGGAGGAUUGUGAAAGGGUGGCUAAGAGGAUUAAACAAGAAUCUGAUUCAGUGUUUGGCCACGCUGACAUGCAAGAAAAUGAAACUGUAAGUAGUUACAUGGAAGACUUGGAAUCGGAGCCUGUGGCCCCAUCUUCAAGUCUCAAUGAGGAGCUACCUGGAAUAGUCUUAACGUCAAGUGGACAUGGCCCCCCACAGCAUCAUACUGUCCAUCCAAAGUCCAAACCUUUGGAAUGUGACGCAAAAAGAUCUGUAAGAGCAGCAGGAUCUAGUCAUUCUGAAGAAGACAAAAAUGAACACUGCCAUUUUCAGCAUUGGUUGUACAAUAUGCAGGAAGUGGGCCUAGCUCUCCAGGAGCCUCUAGAUGUGGGGUAUAAACGUGAAGAGAUGUGUAAUGACAAAGAACAGUGGGAUCCCAUACUGCACAGGGCCCCUCCUUCCAUGUCUACAACAGAGAGAAGAAGUGUAGCCAUUAAGGAAGAGGCCUGUGAAUGGAAGUCUUUGCUCCUUCAUCAGGGCAGACUUAACUUUAAAAAGGAGGAUUGUGAAUGGGUGGCUGUAAGGAUUAAGGAAGAAUCUGAUUCAGUGUUUGGCUACACAGACAGGCCCAAUACCGAAACUGUAAGCAGCUUUAUGGAAGACUUUAAAUCGGAUCCUGUACCCCAGUCCUGUCUGAACGAAGAGGGACCUGAAUUAGACCUCAAGCCUGGUGGGCACUGUUACCUGCACCAUUAUUCUCACCACCUGGACAAGUCUGCAAAAGCAUCAGGUUCAAGCCAUUCAGAAGGAGGUAUGCAGAGCAAUGGUAGUGCCUACUCAUCUCAGACCUCUCUUCAGCCUAGAUCAGAACAGACAACGGUGGAUGAGGAUAUGAAGAAGUCAAUAUCUAGAUUGGAGAGUCUAAAAGCAGACUCUUUUCAGAACAAUGCUUUGCUUGAUAUGCAGUUCACAAGGAUAGAUGUAACCAAUGUUAAACUACAGGUGCACAAUGUAAGUUCAUCCAGGCUGUCUGUCUGCGAAGAGCAGAGGGAAAGUUUUAAUUGCAAACCUAAACACAAGGAUCAGUUGAAUCCUACGAAAGAAAAACUGUAUGAGUGUACUGAAUGUGGAAAACAAUUUUCCAGGAAAUGGCAUCUCAAGACCCACACAAGAACUCACACUGGAGAGAAGCCAUACCAGUGUUCUGAAUGUGGCAAACGAUUCACUAGCAGUAGCACCCUUCAUACCCACACAAGACUUCACACUGGAGAGAAGCCAUACUGCUGCUCUGAGUGUGGUAAACGAUUCUCUGUCAGACAGCACUUUCAGAGUCACACUAGGGUUCACACUGGAGAGAAGCCGUACUGUUGUUCAGAAUGUGGAAGGGGAUUCUCAUCUAGUAGUGGUCUUCAAGCUCACAGAAGACGUCACUCUGGAGAGAAGCCAUACAGUUGUACAGAAUGUGGAAAACGGUUUUCUUGCAGUAGCACACUAAAGAUCCACACAAGAACUCACACUGGAGAGAAGCCAUAUUGCUGUUCUGAAUGUGAUAAACAAUUCUCUGACAGUAGACGACUUCAAAGACAUACUAGAGUUCACACAGGGGAGAAGCCAUAUGGCUGUUCCGAAUGUGGCAAACAGUUCUCAAAUACUACAAGUCUUAAGAUCCAUGAAAGAAACCAUACUGGAGAGAAGCCAUAUUGCUGCUCUGAGUGUGGGUCACAGUUUGCUGGUAGGAACCAAUUUCAGAGACACAUCAGAAGCCACACUGGAGAGAAGCCAUUUUCCUGUUCUGAAUGUGGCAAACGCUUCACAACAAAUAGCCAGCUUCAGAUUCAUACAAGAUCCCACACUGGAGAGAAGCCGUACAGUUGUACAGUAUGUGGAAAACAAUUCUCCUGCAGCAGCAGUCUGAAGAUACAUACAAGAAUUCACACUGGAGAGAAGCCAUACUGCUGUCCAGAGUGUGGUAAACAUUUCUCUGAUAGCAGGUCCCUACAGAGACACAAAAGAAUUCACACUGGGGAGAAGCCAUACUGCUGUUCAGAAUGUGGCCAACGAUUCACACAAAGUUCCAGCCUUAAGAUCCACAAAAGAAUUCACACUGGAGACCAGCCAUGUAGCUCUUCAGAAGGUGGGGAACAAUGCUCAAAUAGAAGUCUUCACACCCACAUAACAAGUUAUGUUAAAGAGAAGCUAUAUUGCUGUUCUGAAUGUGGCAAACAAUUCUCAUAUAUUAGCCAUUUACAUGAUCACACCAGAAUUCACACAGGAGAGAAACCAUUUCAUUGUUCUGAAUGUGGCAAACAGUUUUCUACCAGUGGUGUUCUUAAGAGACACACAAGAGUUCACACUCGGGAGAAGCCAUAUUGUUGUGCUGAGUGUGGUAAACGAUUCUCUCAUUGGAGCACUCUCAACAAACACAAAAAAAUUCACACCGGACAAAAGUCUUUUUUCUGUGUGGCAUGUGGCAAAGGAUUCUUUACUAGGAGCCAACUUCAGGCCCAUAUGAGAACUCACACCGGAGAGAAGCCAUUCUGCUGUUCUGCAUGUGGCAAACGAUUCACCACUAGCAGCAUUCUUCGUUAUCAUAUAAAACGUCACACUGAAGAGAAGCCUCAUACUGGUGAGCAAGAAGAAAAAAAGAAUCACACACUGUACGAUGGCCUCCAUUUGAUGCCCACCAUGGAGAAAAGAAGUGUGAGCAUAACAGAGAAGGGUAGUGGAGGGCUGACUGUAAGGAUUAAAGAAGAAUCUGAUGCAGAUUUCGGCUACACAGACUUGCAUUCAAAUGACAUUGUAAGUAGUUUAAUGGGAAAAGAUUGUAAAUCAGAACCUGUCUCUCCGUCUUUCUGUCACAAAGAAGAGACCCCCGACUUAGACUUCACGCCGAGUGAACUCUGCUUCCUGCAGCGUCAUUCUGUUCACCUGAUGUCCAACUCUUCAGAAUGUGGCGUGAGGAAGUCUGCAAGCGUAGCAGGUUCUGGUUAUUCUGGAGGAGGUGUACAGGACAGUGGUAGCUUCUUCUCAUCUCGGCCCAGUCUUCAGUACAGAUCUCAACAGACACCUCCCAAUGAAAAUAUGAAGUGUGAGAAUGUGAGUUUGGAAGCAGCCUCUUUGCAGGGAAGCUCUCAGCCUGUUGUGAUACUUACAAGAAUAGAUGCAACCAACAGUAAGCCGCAGGUGCAGAACACCGCUUCAUCAACUCAGUCUGUCUGCCAAGACCAGAGAAAAACUUUUGAGUGUACACCUAAACACAAAGAUGAAUUGGGUCCUACAAAACCAAAACGCUAUGAUUGUUCUGAAUGUGGAAAGCAAUUUGUUGUGAAAUGGCAUCUUCAGACCCACAUGAGAAUUCACACCGGAGAGAAGCCGUAUUGCUGCUCUGAAUGUGGCAAACGAUUCACCUGCAAUAAGAGUCUUCAAACCCACACAAGAAUUCAUACUGGAGAGAAGCCAUAUUGCUGUUCUGAGUGUGGUAAACGAUUCUCUGAUAGUAGACCAUAUCAAAGGCACACAAGGAUUCACACAGGAGAGAAGCCAUACAGUUGUUCAGAAUGUGGCAAGCAAUUCUCAAACUGUACAAAUCUUAAGACUCACAGAAGAAUUCACACUGGCGAGAAGCCAUAUUGCUGUUCAGAAUGUGGCAAGCGAUUCUCGCAACUAAGCAAUUUUCACAGUCACUCCAAAACUCAUAGUGGAGAGAAGCCAUAUUGUUGUAAUGAAUGUGGCAAAAGAUUCUCUCAUUGGACCACUCUCAAGAAACACACACAUAUUCACAAUGGAAAGAAUUCUUUUUUCCAGUUGUGCAAUAUGGAAGAGGUGUGCCCUGCUGUCCAGAAAUCUCUAAAUGUGGGGUGUAAAUGUGAAGAGAUGUGUAAUAAUAACGAAGAGAAGCAUUCAGCAACGUAUAGGAGCCCCCCUUCCAUGUCUACCACGAAACAAAGAAGUGUGGACAUUCAUUCAGGGGUCUGUGAGUGUGAGUCUUUACACCUUCAACUGGAUGGUGGCAGCAGCAUUAAGGAGAAGGAUGGUGAAAGGGCAGGUAUAAGGAUUAAAGAAGACUUUGAUUCAGCAUUUGGCUUCACUAAAAUACAAGAAAACGAGCUUGUAAAUACCCUAGUGGAAGAAGACGAUAAGUCAGAUUCUGUGUCAAACUCUCUUUGUCACAGUGAAGAGGGACUUGGAGUAGACGUCACAGCGAGUGACCGUGACUCCCAGCGGCAUCAUUCUGUCCACCUGAGGAAGUCUGAAAAAUCGCAGGACUCGAGUUAUUCUGGAGGAGGUUUACAAGACAGUGGCAGCCUCUCCUCAUCUCAGAACUCUUCUCAGUCCAGAUCACACUAUAUAACACAGGUUGAGAAUAUGAAGAAAUCGACAUCUGCAUCCACGUAUUUGAUAGCAGCCAAUCUUCCUGUUGUAAUACUUAAAAGGACAGAUGUAACCAGCAGUCAACUACAGGUACAGAAUGCAAAUUCAACCGUGCUGCCUGUCUGCCAAGAGAAAAUGAAAAGGUUUAAUCACAUAUCUAAACAAAAAGAAAAGUUGUGUCCUGCAAAACCAAAGCAGUAUGUUUGUUCUGAAUGUGGAAAACAGUUUUCCAGGAAAUGGCAUCUUCAGACCCACAUGAGAAUUCACACUGGUGAGAAGCCAUACCAGUGUGCUGAAUGUGGCAAACGAUUUACCCGCAAUAACAGUCUUCAGACCCACACAAAACUUCACACUGGAGAGAAGCCAUAUUGCUGCUCUGAAUGUGGUAAACGAUUUUCUGACCGAAAGCAAUUUCAGAGACAUGGUAGAGUUCACACUGGAGAGAAGCCAUAUAGCUGUUCAGACUGUGGCAGACAAUUCUCAUCUAGUAGUCAUCUUAAGGCUCACAGGAGACGUCACACUGGAGAGAAACCAUAUAGUUGUUCAGUAUGUGGAAAACAAUUCUCCUGCAGCAGUACUUUGAAGAUCCACACAAGAAUUCACACAGGUGAGAAGCCAUAUGGCUGUAAAGAAUGUGGUAAACGAUUCUCUGAUAGUAGGCCAUAUCAGAGACAUACACGAAUUCACACUGGAGAGAAGCCAUAUGGCUGUUUGGAAUGUGGCAAACAAUUCUCCAAUAGUACAAAUCUUAAGAUCCACAGAAGAAUUCACACAGGUGAGAAGCCAUACUGCUGUUCAGAAUGUGGCAAACAGUUCUCACAGUUAAGCAAUUUUCAGGAUCACACAAGAAGUCAUACAGGAGAGAGACCUUAUCAUUGUUCUGAAUGUAGCAAAAGAUUCUCCACCUUACGGCAUCUUCAGAGCCACAAAAUAAUUCACACGCGGGAAAAGCCAUUUGGUUGUAAUGAAUGUGGCAAACAGUUCUCUCAUGGGAGCACUCUCAAAAAACACAUAAAUAUUCACACAGGAAAGAAGUCUUUUUUCUGUGUGGCUUGUGGGAAAGGAUUCUUUACCAAGAGCCAACUUCAGACCCACACAAGAACUCACACAGGAGAGAAGCCAUACUUCUGUUCUAAAUGCGGCAAAAGGUUCUCCACCAGCAGCAUUCUCCGUUGCCAUAUAAGAAGUCACACUGGAGAAAAGCCUCAUUCCUGUUCUGAAUGUGGCAAAGGAUUCUCAGACAAAAGGAGUCUUCAGAAUCAUGCAAAAGUUCAUACUGGAGAGAAAGAAGAAAAUUAAAUAUAUGACCUUCAUUUCUGGAAAUCCUGUGAAGGUGUGGAAUAUAUAAAAUAACUAACCUUAGCUAGGAGAACUGAAAUUAAGGAAAAACAGAAAACACUUGAACCAACAAUGUACAUUUGCCUUAUCAUAAAUUAGAUCAUGACCCCCAAAUGUAACAAUAAACGGAAGAAUUUUCUAAUAAUGUAUUCAUUUGUCCCAUCCAGGGUUGUUUUUGACCUUGCUCCCCAUAACAGGCUAUACCUCCAAGUGU